Messenger RNA from Pyricularia pennisetigena, 840 nucleotides. RefSeq lists its product as uncharacterized. The transcript has 2 exons. The record is from RefSeq and is a predicted model, not a curated record. Bases 1 to 840 code for a protein of 279 amino acids. NCBI's taxonomy places the organism in Eukaryota, Fungi, Ascomycota, Sordariomycetes, Magnaporthales, Pyriculariaceae.
AUGCAGGUCUCCUUCCUCACCCUCCUUGCCCUGGCUACUGCCACCGACGCCACCCUGUUCAAGCUUCCCAACUUUGCCAACGCCAACAGCUACGGCUCCUCCGGAGCCGUGAACACCAACGGCCUCAGCGGCUGCCAAGCUGCCUGCGUCUCUUCCGCCAUGCCCCAGCUGGGCGGCGGCUACGCCAUGGGGGCGACGCCCGUCUCCACCUUUUGCUCCAGCCCGGGGCUGCAGUCGUGGUUCACCGCCAAAGUCAGCCCCUGCCAGAAAACUUGCACCCGCUCCGAGCCCCAGUCCGGUGCCGUCUACCGCCGCACGUUCGGCCUGCUCGGCCUCGGUGGCUUCGGCGGCUUCGGUGUGAGCGGUGGCGUCAACGCGGGCAUGGGCUGGCUGAAGCAGACCUGCCCCUCUGGAAGCUCUGCUCCCGGCUCGGCUACUCAGGACGAGGGUUAUGGAAACUCUUCUCCCGGCUCGGCUACUCAGGACGAGGGUUAUGGAAACUCUUCUCCCGGCCCGGCUGCUCAGGACCAGGGUUAUGGAAACUCUUCUCCGACCCCGGGCUCUGGAAACUCUUCUCCGACUCCUCAGACCCCGGGCUCUGGAGACUCUUCCCCGACUCCUCAAACUCCGGACUCUGGAAACUCUUCCCCUACCCCUCAGACCCCCGGCUCCGGCUCCGGCACCGUUCCCCCUGCUCCUCAGGAUACCGAUCACGAGAACGAUGAGCCCACUUCAUCCGCCGCUCCCGAGCCCGACACCUGUGGAGGACCAGUCCCGGCUUCUUCGGUUCUGCCUGCUGCUGCUUCGCCGACUCCCACCCAGGACGACUCGGCUUACUGA